Molecule: messenger RNA, 1247 nt
Organism: Myotis daubentonii (Daubenton's bat)
Lineage: Eukaryota; Metazoa; Chordata; Mammalia; Chiroptera; Vespertilionidae
Gene: MXD3
Product: MAX dimerization protein 3
Biological process (GO): regulation of transcription by RNA polymerase II
Molecular function (GO): DNA-binding transcription factor activity, RNA polymerase II-specific; protein dimerization activity; RNA polymerase II cis-regulatory region sequence-specific DNA binding
Source: RefSeq, a predicted model, not a curated record
GCCGUGUCUCGGCGGCGCCCACGUGCAGCUGCUGGGCUGGGGGCCUCCGGAGACGACAGGCUCCUAGAGCCGCGUUCUCUAUGCCGGGCCCUCGCCACCAGCACGUGUUGGGAACUGAGGCCCAGGGACGCCAAAUAGCUAGUGCGGGGUCGCUGAGCAGAGCGGGCGGGAGACAUCACCUCCCGGCCUGAGGUUCGCACUCAGGCCCGCCCGCCGCCAGCUGUCGCCGACAUGGAAUCCGUGGCCAGCAACAUCCAGGUCCUGCUGCAGGCGGCCGAGUUCCUGGAACGCCGCGAGAGAGAGGCUGAGCACGGAUACGCGUCCCUGUUCCCGCACCGAAGUCCAGGCCCCGUCCACAGAAAGAGGAAGGGAUCCCCCCAAGCUCUUGGCGCGUUGGACAGUGGGCGGUCUGUGCACAACGAGCUGGAGAAGCGCAGGAGGGCCCAGCUGAAGCAGUGCCUGGAGCAGCUGAAGCAGUGCCUGGAGAUGCCCCUGGGGGCUGACUGUGCCCGAUACACCACACUGAGCCUUCUGCGCCGGGCCAGGAUGCACAUCCAGAAGCUGGAGGAGCAGGAGCAGCGGGCCCAGAGGCUCAAGGAGCAGCUGCGCAGCAAGCAGCAGAGCCUGCAGCAGCAGCUGGAGCAGCUCCGGGCGCCGGUGGGGGCUGGUGAACGGGAGCGGCUGCGGGCAGAUAGCCUGGACUCCUCAGGCCUCUCCUCUGAGCGUUCUGACUCAGACCAAGAGGAGCUGGAGGUGGACGUGGAGAGCGUGGUGUUCGGGGGUGAGGCCGAGCUGCUGCGGGGCUUCAGUGCGGGCCAGGAGCACAGCUACUCACACAGCGGCGCCUGGCUAUGACCCUUGCCACCCCAGAGCGUGCCUCUGCCCUCAGACCACCCUCUGCUCCAUUCAGCCGGGCAGGAGCCCUCCCCAAGCCUCAAGGGCUGCUCAGUCACCUCCUGUUGGAAUGGACUAAAAGGACCUUGGCGUGGGAGCCCGUGCUCCUCCUGCCCCUCCGCUGGCUGCUGCAGUGCCUCCGGGGGGAGAGGGCCUGGCCUCCCCUGAGCCCAGCACGACAGGCAGCUUAGGCCUGGGCCACCCUUCCAGGCCUUUUUUGUAGCACUUGGUUCUGUUGUCCCCACAGGGACAGGAAGCCUCUUGGGCCCAUCUCUACAUUUCUUCCUAGACAAGGCCCCCUGGCCUUUGCCCCAUAGAUACUGUACAGUGUUUUCAUUAAAAGGCUUUCAUCA